GCCAUGGCAACCGCGUACGCGGCCCCCGCGAGCCGCCGCCGCUCUCCGGAGCCCCGGCGCGGCCGCAGAUGGUUUAUCAGAGGCUGUCUCUGAUGCUGAAGAGAUUGCAAACACAGCAACCCAGCACCACUCUGGAGUCCACAACUGACAUUAUGUUGGCAUCACUGCAGUAGUCUCAAAUGGGAGAAGGUUCCCAUGGUUCCUUGACCAGUGCUGAUGGUCCCUCUCUUCCUUCUCCGGUCAGAAUGGAUGCACUAGAAAAGAGAGUCCAAGUAUUUGUGAGAGUCAAGCCAACAGCUGAUUUUGCUCAAGAUAUGAUCAAGUUUGGACCAGACAACAAGGUAAGCAUAGGUAUAUACACCAAAAAGGAUGCCAAGAAAGGUGUUGUGAAUAACAGGCAGACUGACUGGUCCUUCAGGCUGGAUGGUGUCCUCCACAACACCUCCCAGGACGUGGCUUACGAGACGGUGGCUGCCAAACUGGUGGCUGAAGCUUUGAUUGGUUAUAAUGGCACGAUAAUGUGCUAUGGGCAAACAGGGGCUGGCAAAACAUACACCAUGACAGGAGCAACUGCUGAGUACAAGCACCGAGGGAUCAUCCCCAGAGCUAUACAGCAGGUCUUCAAAGCAGCGACAUGCUCAGUCGAUUCCUUCCUCACUGUGCGGAUCUCCUACCUGCAAAUCUACAACGAGACCCUGUUUGACCUUCUCCCCACCGUGACAAGCAGUGGGAGCAGUGACAUGCAGCUGGCUGUAGUGGACUGCCCACAGGGUGUUUAUGUGAAGGGCUUAUCCAUACAUUCAGUUAGCCACGAGGAAGAUGCCCUAAAUCUCCUUUUUGAGGGUGAGACCAACAGAGCAGUAGCAGAGCACACCCUGAAUAAGAAUUCAUCCAGAUCCCAUUGCAUCUUUACCAUUUAUAUUGAGUCUCGUUUCAGAGCUUUCUGCAACGUCAAAUGCAUUCACUCUAAAAUCAACUUAAUAGAUCUGGCAGGCUCAGAGAGACUGAGCAAGACUGGAUCUCAAGGGCAGGUUCUGAAGGAAGCCAUGUACAUCAACAAAUCCCUGUCAUUCCUCGAGCAAAUCAUCGUUGCCCUGGCUGACCCGAAGCGGGACCACAUCCCCUUCCGGCAGAGCAAGCUCACUCACCUGCUCAAGGACUGCCUAGGGGGAAGUUGCAAUACUGUCCUAGUGGCAAAUAUCUGUGGGGAAGCUGUGCAUGUAGAAGAAACUUUGUCUUCUCUUCAUUUUGCUACCAGAAUGAAAUGGAUCACGACAGAGCCAGUCCUCAAUGAGACUUAUGACCAGGAGGGGACUGUGAAGGCUCUGGAGAGGGAGAUUAUUCUUCUGAAGCAGGAACUGGCCAUGCGUGACAACUUGGUGAAUCGGUCUGUGGUGACUUACGAGCCUCUGACUGACACCCAGGUGGCACACAUUAGGUCUCAAGUCCAGAAAUACCUAAGAGGAGCCAUUCAUGAGAUUGAUAUAGUGAACAUCAGGCAAAUCCAGGAGGUGUUUAAGCAGUUCAAAGUGAUCUUAAGUCAACAGGAACAAGAAGUGGAGGCCAGAUUACGGAGCAAGUACAUUCUGAUAGACAAAAGCGACUCGGCUGCUGUGGCUGCUGUGGGUAAGGCAGCUGUGGUUGGUGGGGACGGGCGUGCGGCGCGGGAAGAGGAUGGACAGGCUUUAGGGGCUGGAACUCCUCCCUCUGCAUCCAGAUCUGGUGGGAAGAAGAAAUCCAAGAAGAACAGUGAGUGGCCCAAGAAGGAAGGAAUUGGGAGCUGUCUGUCUGAGGCAGACCUGGAUGUUUUUUCAUCAUCAAAAAGCCAGGUGAUCAUUUCCACCAAGGAUCUGAAUGUGAAAGAGGGAGCAAGGAACCAAGAUCCAGCAAACAGUGAUGCAGAGCUCCCCCAGGCAUCUCCUGUGGAGGAUUCCCAGCAGCCCAGUUCCCCUCCACCCAAGUCUGUGGCAUUCGAGCACUUUAAAGAGGAGGGUGGCAGUGAGAUCAAUCAGAUCUAUAAAGAGAACAAGAGCAUCCUCCUUGCCAGGAAGAAGAGAAGCAGUGCAGUGGCCCAGAGGAUCAACUUCAUCAAACAGGAGAUGGAGGGCAUCAAAAAGGCUCUGGAGGCUCAGAAGCAUGGGAGGUGGCAGGAGGGGGAGUAUGUUGAUGAGAAAGGCCGGAUCAUCAUUGAUGAGAAGGAGUUUUUACUCAUCAUGAAGCUGAAAGACCUGAAGGAAGAGUACAGGUCUGGUUAUGCAGAACUGCAGGACCUGAAGGCAGAAAUCCAGUACUGCAAGGAACUGGUGGACCAGUGUCGGAACAAACUCAUCUCAGAGUUUGAGAUCUGGUACAGCGAGUCCUUCCUCAUCCCCAGGGACGUGCAGGAAGCUCUGAGGCCCGGUGGCAGCAUCAGACCCGGGAUGAUUCCUAUCAACCGAGUCCUGUGCCUGGAGGAAGAUGAGCAGGACAGGUAUGAGAGGAUGCAGGAGAUGGCUCUUCCAGCUGGACCAGCUUCUGCUUCAUUCUACAAGGCGAAAAUGAAAACUGACCAAAAGGUGACCUCAGUGGGGCCCAGUCCCACACACCACAGGAUCCCAGCACAGUGGGGGCUGGCAGGGCCCUGCACAGCCCAUCCAGUGCCACCCCCUGCUCCAGCAGCUUCUCCUGGCUCAGGGGGCACAGGAAUGUGUCCAGGUGGGGUUGGAAACCUCCUGAGAAGGAGCCUCCACCCCCUCCCUGGGCAGCCUGGGCCAGGGCUCCCUCCCCUCAGCACUGAAAUGGUUUUUCCUUAAGUGGAACUUUUUAUGUUGCAGCUUCUUCCCAUCACCCCUUGUCCUGCCAUUGGAAACAACAGUAAAGGUGCUGCCCCAGCCUCCUGACACCCACCAGUUAGUUAUUUGUAACACUGAUGGGAUGUCCCUGCGGUCUCCCCUUCUCCAGGCUGAACAGCCCCAGGGCCUGCAGCCUUUCCUCACCAGGAGGAUGCUCCUGUGCCAGCUGAGCUGCGGGGCUCCUCUGCAGCCCUUUGAAAACCGCUGGGUUUGGUUCUGUAGCACAGCUCAGCUCUUUGAAACGUUCCUUGGCUGAUGUAAAGCUCCCAGCCCCUGCUGGCCCUCUGCUAAAAAACCCAGUCUGGGCACUUACUUCUAGGUCCUUCCUGCUGAGGGCUCACCGUAAGACA
Molecule: messenger RNA, 3181 nt
Organism: Colius striatus (speckled mousebird)
Lineage: Eukaryota; Metazoa; Chordata; Aves; Coliiformes; Coliidae
Gene: KIF9
Product: kinesin family member 9
Exons: 21
Coding region: 180-2792 (870 amino acids)
Biological process (GO): microtubule-based movement
Molecular function (GO): microtubule binding; microtubule motor activity; ATP binding
Source: RefSeq, a predicted model, not a curated record